This is a messenger RNA of Porites evermanni, 7271 nucleotides long. Lineage: Eukaryota; Metazoa; Cnidaria; Anthozoa; Scleractinia; Poritidae. The record is from the annotation of a GenBank genome assembly.
GGUCGUAGGAUAUUUACGCAUAGGAGACACCGACUUUGGCUUGAAUUCAUAGUUUGUAUUCUUUUGAUAAACAGCCCUGUUAGGUUACACCCUAAUAGCGAUAAUAGGAGUAUAUUUUGGAGGAUGCCUACUUCCUGAGGAAUUUUGCAGUGGGGUAAGAUUUUCUUCCCAUUCAGAACUGAAAUCAUUCAGCAAACAAUCUUGAUUAUCUACGUUCCUACGUGGCAUUUAAAAACCGGUACUGUUUAAACAAUUCUAUAAAUCGCUCAUCAGCAUGUCCUCGAAAAGGAUUUUCAACAUCAUAGUGAUCACUUCAACAUUUUGGUUUUCUGUAACUAUACUAGUUUUGAUGUUCAAUAGUGAAGUUACGCGGGAAUCCUUAACAAUGUUGAACGCUCCGAUCGUUUUGGAUAAAAGCGACCAUCAUUACAUGACUGGUGCAGGAGUGCAACCUUUACGGCCCGUUGAAAAGCACAUUAAAUAUCCAUGGGAAAAAGAUACUUCUGAAAAGCCUUCAACAAGGGACGGUAUUUUGUCUAAUGCUGCUAAGGUUUUGGGCGGUGUGAUUUCAUCGAACUCUGAGGGUUCUAGAACAAGGACAGUUUACGAUGCAAGUUUAGCUAAACGCACCAACCCAGGCGGUUUAGGAGAAAAUGGACAACCAGCCUUUUUGACCGAGGAAAAAGAUAAAAAGCUUUCUGAAGAGCGUUUCGGAGAUCACUCUUUCAACUGGGUCCUUAGUGAUAAGAUAUCAUUGGACAGGACUUUGCAAGAUAUGCGGAGUGAUGGGUGAGUGUUCUGGCUAAAUUAUCUACCUGUAGUUAUUUAAAUUUUUAAUGCUCUUGAAAAUAAUGGCUGGUGAAAGUCAUCUUGAUGAUUUUCUGUUUUCUUAACAGAAAAUUGUUAGCAUCACUGGAUCAGUGGCACAUUGCAUUAAAUCAGAUAUUUCCAUCCACCUACAGUAAUCUCUUUUUGUAUUAAUCCUCUUGUUAAUAGCGUUUUAGUGGAGACUAGACACUUAACUGAUAAAAUGAAGAGCUAUUCAUGUAAUUUUUUUCUUUCCACUGUUGUGUAGGAUUUGCCAUCUACAGUUCUUCUAAAAUUCCAUACAUGUUGAUGCUUUUGAUUCUUUGUAGAAAAUAAAACCACCUUGUUAAUUAUUUAUUUUAGUAAAAUCCAGCUAGUGGUCUAUCAUCAAUGCUGCAUUCUGAUUGGUUGAGCUACUACUAGGCUAUAUGUUAUAGCCCCCUAGUAGCAAAAAGUGUGGGCUUUUUGGCGGCAAAAAAGGAUUAAAGUCUAGCUUUAACUAGCUAAAAGUUUUUUACUCUCGAUAUUUUUGACCAACUAGUUGGAUUUUACUAAAACAAUAAUUAUUCCUCUCGCCCUCAUGGCCUCUGAGUCAAUAGUUAUUAUUAUUAUUAUUGUUGUUAUCAUUAUUAUUAUCAUUGUUCAUGUAGCUGGUGGCUUUGGUUCUUCUCAUGCUGACUUAUAUCCUAAGGGAGCAAGUGAGAACAAAUGACCAAGGGUCCUAUGGGAAAUAAUAAAUAUCAAUGAUAUUAUUAAUACUAUCAUUAUAAUUAGAGAUUUUUGGAUGUAGAAUUAUAAAGUAGCUUUUAUCCAAGCACUCUGUAUUGUUGUCCAUAAAUCAGACCACAUUACACAGUAAAACAGAAGAGGUUUAAGCAGCUGUUUGGCAUAUGGAAAUGAACCUGCUAGUGUUGUUGUUUUUUUUUUCAGUUAAACUUUAGAUUGAGCAUAAUAAAGAAUUUAAACAAUACUCAAUCUGUUUUACAGUUGUAAAGCCAAAUUUAACAGUUACCCAGCCAAGCUUCCAACUACUACUGUCAUAAUCUGCUUUCAUAAAGAGCGGCUGUCUGUCCUCCUGCGCACUGUUCAUAGUGUUAUUAACAGGACACCUCCUGACCUGUUAAGUGGAGUUAUUAUUGUGGAUGACUUCAGUGAAGAUGGUAAGUAAAACAAAAUAAUAAUUUAGAAUUAAAAAGGAAAACUCAUUUACUGUCACAAACAAUAAAUAUUUCUUUAGAGUAUUAUUUUCAUACAGUUUUCUGAAAUGCCAUUGAUCUUUAGAUUGGACUACAAUCUGCAUCGCAGAUAAACACUUGUCACCACAAUGAACUAUUUAAUCUGUAACAUCUCUUAUUGUUCUGGUUAGCAACAGAAUGGAGUGACUAUUUUAACAAAAGAACAGGGUCAAAGUUCCAAAUUCAUAAUCAUAUUCAACAUCAUACUUACAGUCAAAUCUUUUAGGUUGCUAUGAACAGGUGUUUUAUUGUCAGGGGUAAUUACUUUUUGCAUUAGGGUUUUUUGCCUGAGUUAAUGUUUUUUUGUUUUGCAGCACUUACCUACCACUUACGGUAAAAUCCAUUUUCGCUUUUUAAUUUCAAGCUUACAGUUGUCAUGGUCUGCUAGCAAAACUAUAAAAAUUAGUAACAGUAAAUGAUUAAAUACUUUGAGGCUGCAUUUUUGAUGUAUGUUAAAGCACCGCUAAUUCAUUAUUACUAUUUGAAGCUAUGGUACUUCACCAGAUUAAGAAGCAAGCUUUAAUGCUACAUACGUAGCCAUGAAAAUGAAUGACUUCUCACUAUCAUUCUCACUAUCAAUAAUCAGGUGAAUUGUUGAUCUUUUCCUAUAGAAAGACUUGGCAAACCUUUAGACGAUCAUGUGGCCACCAUGAGUAAAGUGACAGUAAUAAGGAACACUAAGCGCGAGGGGCUUGUACGUGCACGCCUAAAGGGAGCCAGAGCUGCUAAGGGUGAUGUCCUUACAUUCCUGGACUCUCACUGUGAGGCAACACCAGGUUGGGUGGAGCCUUUGUUGGCACGUAUAGCUGAAUCACGCUCCAAUGUCGUGUGUCCAGCAAUUGAAGUGCUGAAUGCUGAUACAUUUGCGUACCAGGGAUCUGCUAAUGCUGAUCAACGAGGAGGAUUUGGAUGGGAUCUGUUCUUCAAGUGGAAGGGAAUUCCCCCAGAGGAGCAGAAGCUCAGAAAGGAUCAUACUGAUCCCAUCAGGUUGGACCUUGUUUUGGAGUCAGAAUCUUCUUUUCUUUUUUUUUCAGUCAGUGGCCACUAGGUUGUGUGGGCUACCAUACCAUAGUCUUGGAGAAUAAAAAUCCAUCUUGCCCAUUCAUCUUUUUGUUGUUGGUCAGUAAUACAGUUAAUGGUUAGAACAAAAAGCCACAUGAAUAACCGCAGCGAUAGUGGCAUAGAGCACAUUCCCUAAUUUCUCUCAUAGGAACUUUCUCUAUGUAGCUUUAAUGUUUGUUAAAACAAUGUUUUAUUAUUUGAUGAGAUCGUCAAACCCUCUAAUAUGUCACUUUUUAGGUAAAAUCCAACUAGUGGUCUAUUAUCAAUGCUGCAUUCUGAUUGGCUGAGCUACUACUGGGCUAUACAUUAUAGCCCACUAGUAGCGAAAAGCGCCGCCUUUGAAAACCAAAACAGUGGUGGCUGAAUCGGGUUUUGCUAGCUGAAGUUGUUUUGUGUCAAUAUUUUUGACCAACUUGUUGGAUUUUACUAAAACAUGGGCUGUUGACUCAGAGCCCAUUCAGGCUCGAGGAAUAAAUGCCAAGUAUUUGUUAAUUGCAGGACGCCUACCAUGGCUGGAGGAUUAUUUUCAAUUCAUAAACAGUAUUUCUUUGACACUGGCUCCUACGAUGAGGAGAUGGAUAUUUGGGGUGGAGAAAAUCUUGAGCUUUCCUUUAGGGUAAGGUGCUGUUAUGAUCACACUAGUUUGUUUCUUGUUGUAAGCGUUCAAAUCAAAAUAUAGGGAUAGAGCAUGCAAACCACCGCAAGUCACUUGUCUUAAAUCUAUGCAAGUUAAGACUAGAAGUAACCAGGGUUUACUAACAACAUAAAACCUUAAUUUUGUAAAUAUCUAAUAGCCCACGUUAGAUAUAUUAAAAUUCUAACAUGACUUUGAGGCUUUAGGGUCAAAAUUGCAAAUUAUUCACGACUCCAUUGUCUUGCAAUUCCCAGAAGAGAAUUGAGCACAAAGAUAACCAAACCAAAUAUAGAAAAAUGAUCUUAAAGACUCGGAGUCACGUUAGAAUUUAUAUAUAUCGAACGUGGGCUAUUUAGAGCGCUCUUAGAUCUGCGUUUGUUUUGAAGAGUGUCUUGCAGGCAUGCCCGCGGACCACCGAAGCUGUCCCGAAGAUGAUGAUUUGUUCAUUAUUGCGUAUCGUGUUUAGGUCUGGAUGUGCGGUGGGCGCCUGGAAAUCGUACCAUGCUCGCGUGUUGGUCACGUGUUCCGAAAGUACACCAGUCCUUAUAAGUUCCCGGAUGGAGUAGAGAAAACGUUGAACAAGAACUUUAAUCGUUUAGCGGAAGUAUGGAUGGAUGAAUACAAGGAGCUGUACUAUAACAAGAAACCUCAGGCACGAAACAUGGAUUAUGGGGACAUCAGCGAACGAGUGGCACUCAGGAAAAAACUGGGCUGCAAAAGCUUCAAGUGGUACAUAGAAAACGUGUAUCCUGAUGUUCAGAUGCCCGAGCUGAACCCACCCGCAAGUGGAGAGGUAAAAUUACUUACAGACUAUCCCUGGGGGAGGGGGGGCUACUUUACAAAGCUUCACCCGGGGAGGCUCCGCCCUAAGAUCCAAGCCCUUUCCCUUUUAUAAACCAUUUUUGGUAGAAAAGGUACCUCUUUCGUAUACCUUCUACUGACAAAAUUAAUGGUUCUACCCCUUUCACAUUCCAAGUUUAGAAAACUGCAUGGCGGACUACGCGUUUUGUUUCUUCCCCCAACAGACCCCCCGACCUGGAAAGUCGUAGCAUGCCACGUUUUUUGUUAGAUAAGUUUUUUGUUUUCUCCAGAGACAUUCAGCUGCUGUUUGUCUUUUGUGCUUGUUUAUUGAAUCAUUAAAAUGUUAGCUACGUUGUAUUAGGACGUCCGUGAGUUCUUUCCAGGACGAAUAGAAGCAAUGUUUUGAAACAAAGACGCCUAAAUUGCAUCACUGUCAGAUCAUAGCGCAAGUUCCAGUCAUUGCAAAAAGCAACUGAGCUAAAAUUAGGUCAGAAAAAAAAAUUGAGAUAAUUACGUGCUUUUUUAACUAGCCAUGGGUUUGUAACAAGUUUGGCAGAAGUAGCACGUGGUUAUUAGCAUUUCCUUGAAUGGUCCAUAUACUUGUAGGUGACUCAUUUUCUCUCUUUCAUAUGUGCUCGCAGGUUCGUAAUCCUGCCAGCGGUUACUGUCUGGAUUCCCUUGGUGCCAAACCUGAACAUUCAGCUCGUAUGGGAGUUUAUAUCUGCCACGGACAAGGUGGAAAUCAGGUGGGUAUUGAUAAACCAAUCAUAGAGUUUGAUGUCACACAUGUGACAGAGCUGCACGUUCAGUUUCGCAUGCUUUCGCUGAUGUAAUUUGCUGUUAGAAAGCGGCGAGAACAACGACGACGUCAUAGCACAGAGUUUUGUAAAUAAAUUAGUGCAUAUGAUUGUCUGUUCGACUGUCUUUCCUUCUUUUACUAUGCAAACUGGAGCGCCGUACUUAAACCUUUUUCGUACUUUGAUUACUUGAAAAAAAGGUCUUUUUGGAGGAGCGAAUGGUAGUGAGUCUGUCAUCUUUCUUGGUAUGCUGGUAUUAAAGGUCGCUGUUGAGUGAACUAGUAAUAGGCCACACGUCACCUUUGAAAGAUCGUAUAAUUACUUUUGCGACUGAGCCAGCGUAAAAUGUAAAUAAUAACGCUGGAUUGUGCAUUUAUUAAAGAUGCUGAUACUGUCGUCAAAAGGCGAGAUAAUAUUCGAAGAGGAAAACUGUUUGGAUGUGUCAAAGUCGUAUGCAGGUGCACCAGUAGAAAUACUCAAAUGUCAUGGAAUGGGAGGAAAUCAAAAGUGGGAACACAGCAAAGCAUCGGUAAGUCAGUUGUACAGCAGUUUGUAGGUGUAGCGGAAUAUUCCUUAAAACCCCAGCUUUAAGGAAUAACAGUUUUUUCAAAUAUUUUUCCGCUUCUGGUGCUGUUACAGCAGCGACUAUUUCUCAGAUUAUAGGUUGUACGUCUGAAACUAUCGCACGUAUUCCAACCCCUCUCUAUAUAUGCCGUGUUGCCCAUAACUGAUCACUACUUUGCGAAGACUGAUUAUUAAUGUCAGGGACAAAGACAGAACGGAAGAAAGACAGGGAGCAGUAUACAAGAUCAAAUGCUGUGACUGCCAGGCCACUUACAAUGGUGAAACCGGCAGAAACUUAAGCAUGUGACUGACGGAUAACACACGAGCAACAAGAAAUGAUGAUGUCAUCAAUACCAUUUACAGUCAGACAAGGCAUCGCAUCGAUAGGGGGGUCGGCUCUGCUGAAUGUAUUACGUAUUCUACAAGCUUUUCCCGACGACUUACUGUAAUGUCUAACAUGACUGGUUCUUGCAUUUAUAGGGUAUCAUCAAACAUUCAAGCACAGGUCAGUGUUUAGACCGAGGACAAGCUGGUGGACAGUACGCUGUGAUGAACCCUUGCGAUGGUCGAGAUUCCCAAAAAUGGCUGUUUUCUAAGUACAAGGACUCAUGAAAAAUGUCUUAUGACACCUGUCAGAGACACAUCCCUUUAGUCAUAAAUUAAAAAUUGAUGUAAGCAACGACAGUCAGUUGGCAUCCGCCAUAUAACCGAAUUAUCAUGAAAUAAUCCGAUUGUUGACUUUUUCAAUACACAGGACACUUUAUGUCCGCUUAUUUAAGGUUUGGAUGUAUGCCACUAAGUCUACCGAGCCACAGCCAAUUCUCACGCAAACAUUUUUAUGAUAACUGUUCUUAACCCACGCGCUGUCUCUUUUGUAUUGUAAUUUAGAGAACGAGUGGCUAUGGUCCACUUUAAAACGUUCCAUGAAACGUGACUGUCGCGAGAGCGCCGGCGUGAAUUAAAAUAACGUGUGAAAGUCCGCGAUACAGGCAGCCAUUCCUUGCAAAUUGGCUUUUUUACUUUUCGCUAUGUUAUAGAGAAGAACUGAAAAGCUAUGCUGGUAGUUUUGUAUACCAUAGUUUUUAUACUUGAAAUUUGCAACCGAGAUAUUCAUGUUAGUUUGUAGACACUGAUUUACAACGAGAAGUCUAGACCGUUUAUUAGAAGUUUUGAAAUCCCAGGAAAAAAUUCCCAUUUGUUAUGACCGAAGUGUUUACCGGUUUCUUCGAAUGUCACAUCGCCCAACUCAGCUAGAAACGCCUUUUUCGUGUAAUAUGGUAUGUUAUUUUUAGAAAAUGUUCAAAAAAUAUAUGAUGCGAUUGUAUAAUUACAAAAAAUUACAAUUCAGUUUUAUAAUUUCAUUAUUAUAAC